Cordyceps fumosorosea ARSEF 2679 is the source of this 396-nucleotide messenger RNA. RefSeq lists its product as hypothetical. Bases 1 to 396 code for a protein of 131 amino acids. The transcript has a single exon. The record is from RefSeq and is a predicted model, not a curated record. Lineage: Eukaryota; Fungi; Ascomycota; Sordariomycetes; Hypocreales; Cordycipitaceae.
AUGCAGGGUCUGAUUUCGCCGCUGCAAAAUACCUCUGUGGGCAUCGCCCCGAUGGCGACAUGCCCCACGGGCAACUGCACCUUCCUCGACGACGGCGGCGUGUCGCUGACCACGCUUGACAUGUGCCACGACUGUGAGGACCUCACCAGCUUCGUCGAGCGACGCCCGUUUCACUAUCAAACGGAGCCCGUUUCACGAUCAAACGGAGCCCGUUGGCGCCGAGUUCUUCUCAUCGGCAGCGGCGGCAGAAACCGCGGUAAAAACCGCGGCAAAACUGGCGGCAACCUCACCAUGCGCGUCGACCAGUCAGGGUUCAACCUUACGUCGCUGGACAUCAGCCGGGGAUCGUCGUUCCCGGUCCGGCCGUGGGCGCGGAGCAGCAUUCUCGGCUUCUAA